This is a messenger RNA of Coffea arabica (coffee), 934 nucleotides long. NCBI's taxonomy places the organism in Eukaryota, Viridiplantae, Streptophyta, Magnoliopsida, Gentianales, Rubiaceae. The record is from RefSeq and is a predicted model, not a curated record.
AUGGGAUUUCUAUUUCCAGCUGCAUUAGCAAGUUUCUCAACAUUCCCACUCAUGAAUUCUUUGUCCCUCAUUUUACCUAUUCACGACUUCACUUAUAUCUCUCAGCAAUUCUCUGUUGGGAUUAUCAUCCUGAUUUUCAAUCAAUCCAACAAAAGGAGGAAGUUGAAGCAAUUUUGUUCCAGAAAGUUGGAUGCACCAAAUCUUAAGAAAGUUGUAGUAGAGAAUGAAGCCAUAUCUGUGGAUUUAAAGAAUUUUGCAAUAAUGGCAAUCCUAGAAAUUGUCAAUUCAAUCGUGGGAACAAUUGUAGGGAAGUGUGUCAAUCCAAUUUUGCGCCAAUUUCAGUACUUAAUUUUCUACAAAAGUAGCUUUCAAACUCUGAGCGAUGACGUCAGAAAACUUGAGCAAAAGGAAACUGAGGUGCAACAAGCGGUAGAUCGAGCAAAAGACAAUGCUGAAGAAAUUAAACCAACUGUUAUUGGUUGGCUGGAACGAGUUAAGGACUGGAACGAGUUGAGGAUGUAAAGAAAGAUGCACAUACUAUUUUUGUGGAUAUGGAGACAGCUAAGGUGAAUUGCUUUAAUAUUGUCAGGCUUCCGAAUUUGAAGUCAUGCUAUUUGCUAGGCCGACGUGCGGUGAAAAGAACGAGUGUUGUUGAAAAACUCUUAGGAGAGGGGUAAUUUGAUAAAGUUGGAUACCUUCCUUCAUUGGGAAAAAUGCUGUUAGGUGAAUUAAUUCCGUCCGUGGAAGAAGGCCUAGUUUCUAGGAUGUCAACAAAGAAGGAAGUGAUGGAAGCUGUAAAGCAGGAGAAAACUAGCCUAAUGGCGAUUUGUGGUAUGGGCGGCGUAGGCAAGACUACUGACGAGUUUUUUAUAUACGUACAAGUUAAAAAAUCUAAUUUACACCCAUUUCACUGCAAGUACACAUGUCAACUAGU